Messenger RNA from Planococcus citri (citrus mealybug), 2405 nucleotides. Its product is annotated as neural cell adhesion molecule 1-like. Gene Ontology annotation, cellular component: neuron projection. The transcript is spliced from 8 exons. NCBI's taxonomy places the organism in Eukaryota, Metazoa, Arthropoda, Insecta, Hemiptera, Pseudococcidae. The record is from RefSeq and is a predicted model, not a curated record. The coding region runs from base 267 to 1583 and encodes 438 amino acids. Gene Ontology annotation, molecular function: protein binding.
AAUAAUAAUGGUCAGAGUAGUUCUUCGGCGUGUUGGUGUUUAUCAAUUUCCAGUUUACCGCGUGCUGUAUGCGUUGUUUUAACAUGUUCGUAUUAUUAAUGCUUGAACGACGACGGUGAUUUUUAUUACAAAUUUUUUUCCUUUGAUUAAUGGUGUUUAAUAUAAUAUUUUUUUAAAUCAAAUUUUUCAUUCAGUUUUUAAACGUGUUUUUUAAAUAAAUUUUCGUUAAUUUUUCUGAAUUGUGUUGAGAAGAAAAAUUUGCACCAAUGAUAAGGAUAUAUUUUUUGGCACUUGUGAUAUGCUCAGGCGUUUUACUCGCUAUCGAAGCGAACGAAUUGGUGAUUCUGCAUCCGAACCAAGCAGUACACGAGCAUGUGGAAGGUGAAGACUAUAGUGCGUUUUGUGAAGUUAAAUCGCAUUACGAAAGUGUCGAAUGGGUAGAUCCGUCCAGACGUACGAUUUCCGAUAAAAGAACCGGAACGGUUUUCGUUGAAAAAACGCAGAAUAUGUUGCAAUUGAGAUUCCAGCCUCUGAAAUCAGCUCAUGCUGGAGUAUACACUUGUAUAGCUAGUAUACGCGGUGGCGCCCAGGAGAAGAAAUCUUUUAAUUUGACUGUCUUGAGACCAAUAAAAUUCGGCGAUAAAUCACGCCAAUACUACGCUCUUCCGGGUACUAAUGUAAGUUUACCUUGUGAAGCCGAAGCGAGUCCUCCCCCGACUGUCAGUUGGACUUUCAAAGAUGCCACGAUCGAAGGAGAUGGAUAUAUUAUAUACGCUGAUGGCUUACUGGUUAAUAAUGUCACCGAAGAUAAAUUUGGAAACUACACGUGUACUGCGUCGGUCACGACCAACAACAAUGGGUUUACGAAAAGCAUAGAUAUCGAGUUGAAAAAAGCGAUACCUCCAGAAAUCACGUCGGUUUACAAAAAUGAUACCGUGCACGGUGUCAUGAACAACGUAGUGAGUAUCAGAUGCCCAGUUAUAGGAGAUCCCUGGCCGGAGAUAAAAUGGAUGAGAGAUGGCAAAGAGCUUAAUGCGGCCCAGUUUAAUGCCAAUAUCACCAGCACCCCUACCGGAAGUAUCCUUCAGUUUGUGUUAUCGAAUGAGGAGCAUUUGGGAAAUUACACUUGCAAAGCUAGCAAUCUAUUCGAUAAAACAUCUGUAACGUUUACAUUAGAAGUAGGAGUGUUACCAGCAGCACCUACGGUUUUAGUUCGAGAUACACUAGACGGGAAGUUACGACUUGAUAUUACUCCAAAUAGCACUGAGACCUUGAGUAAUUUCCGAGUAACGUUUAAGAAAUCGGAAGAAGACGAAUCUUCUUGGAAAACGUUGGAUUUUGGACUGAAAGAGUCACCCACCAAUCCAUACUUGAUCAAUGAUCUCGAACCAAAAUCCGAAUACGUGUACAAAGUAGGAGCUUGCACCGAAGACGACCUUUGCGCUUUCACCAACGUAUCUAAAAUAACAAUUCAACCAAUCGCUACCAGUUCGACGAGUACAAUUCAUACAGUGGUCACUCAAGUAUUCAUCUUGUUACCAGCAUUUAUUUUGGGCUUAAUGCAACGACAUCGAACGACGUAAACGAUCUAGAGAUAUACUACAGAGACGAUCGCGUAUUCUUAUACCUACCCCACAUCAGUCGGUGCCCAAUAUCCGAUAUCCGCCUGAGAAAUACUUACAAUUACAUAUUAUUACGGCGGAUUUUAAGGAUUUGUUUACUCAUUAUUUUAUAUGUACAACGUUGACGAUUUUGCCGCGAAAUUAAUGUAACUAUUAGUUUCAUUUUUUUUCUACGCUUCCACCACGAUAAAGCACUUCUUUUACAACGUCCUCCUCGUGUAUAGUUCUCGUGGAAUGAAUUGUUGAUGAUAUUCCAAUUAUUACGUUAUAAGAAUUCGUUUUCUUUUAUUUUAUUAUUAUUUCUUUUUCUAUUUGUCCAAUUAUUUUCUAAGAGUAUUUAUCUGUAUAAGCUGUUUUUCGCUAUGAUGUUUUGAUUUAAAAAAAAAAAAAAAGUGCUACAAGGUUACCUUUGAAAUCAGUUCGAGGGUGAGGGUACCUCGAUCGUAUCGCAACUCGCGGGGAUGAUUUUGGGUACCUCGUCGCCGUAAUUGGAGCGAUUGCGGUAAUUGUUUCACGUAUAUUAUGUUGGUUUUAUUUGUGAUCAUGAUUCUUUUAUUUUUUAAUCGAUGAUCGUUUUUGUCGUCUUUAAAAUAUCAUUAUCAAUGUUAUUCGAUGUUCUAGCUAUACUGUUUAAUAUUAUAGAAAUUCUAGUCUAUCUAUUUGUAUUGCACAAAGAAAAUUAACGAUAUUGUAAGAUUUUUUUCUGUUUAGGUUGUUAUUAUCUCAUUUUAAGAUUUGUAUCAAUUGCUAUUCCUUAUGAGAAAUACAUUUUUACUACCGAUA